Molecule: messenger RNA, 8853 nt
Organism: Lymnaea stagnalis (great pond snail)
Lineage: Eukaryota; Metazoa; Mollusca; Gastropoda; Lymnaeidae
Source: the annotation of a GenBank genome assembly
GUUAUGUUGCGUAUUGAUGGUGCAACCCUCGCUGUUUCAAUCCAGUUCUACUUAAAAAUCAAAAUAUAAGGCACAAGUUAUAUUAUUCCACCCAGUUUUAGCGUAAUCAGUACACUUUCGGGUAAAGCAAUAUUUGUAUGUCUUUGCUAACAAUAAUUAUAAAAAUUCCAGUUUUAAUUAUUAUUGUAACUCAACCAGGCGUUCCGUAUGUAUAGUAGAUUUCGUUUUAUGUAGGCACGGGGGCCUACAUAGAAUAAGGUGGCUGUCAGAUACGAAUAUAAAAUCCUGCCUGGUUCUUGUAGUUAAGUAUAUAAUGAUCGUAUAGUCUUAAAUAUAGUAUAUGUUAUAAAGUUCAGUUUAUAAUUAUUUUUUUUUUUAAAUUUACCCUACCCUACUAUUAAAAUACAAUAGUCAGUAGUCUAUAUGAGUAUAUAACUAAAACUACUGUCUAUAACUGUAUAGUAUAGUAUAAUAAUAGUAAUAUCAGUACAGUCAGUACAGUAUAGUCAUAGUCUGUAUAGUGUAUAGACAGUAUAGACCAUACUCCAUAUAGUCGUCUAUAUUGUCAAUAUAGUAGUCUAGUAUAUAAUAUUAUAAUACUUAUAAUAGACUCUAACUGUAGUGGACUAUAAAUUGAAUAAAUAAUUCAAUAUGUCUAAUAUUAUAAUAUUCUAUAAUCUAAAUUAAUAUAAAAAACAUAUAAUUUAUUAUUAUAAUAUAAUAAUACUAAUAAAACAUAAAAUAGGCCUACUAGCCUACUACUAGUAACUACUACUACUACUAUUACUAUCACCAUCUUCAAAAGUAGGCCUAUGCCUAUACUAUGCAACAAAAAAAUAAAAAUAUUGAAUAUAUAUAUUCAUAUACAUAGUUACAGUUACAUCACAAUGACAAUUACUUUUGCAGACUGACAAGUGGGAGACUGCAUUCAUUUUGAUUUGUUUCAAGUUGCCAUAACUUAACGCCACUAUCAUUAAACGGCAAAGUCAGAGUGAGUAUUAAUAAAUAGGCUUUACUUUAACAGGCUGAGGCCUGGGCCUGAGGCUAUAAUUUAAAUAUUUUUGUAGCAUGACCACAUUAUUUAAUUAUAUUGUAGGAAAAAUUAGUUGUUAGUUUUAUAUUAAAUGCAAUUGCAUGAUACUGGGCAUUAUAAUUCAUUAUUCAUUAUUAUGGUCUCUAGGAUAAAAAUUUAAAAAAUGAAAGCAUUUUUUCCUUCACAACACUUAGUUAGCUGUUAGGCAUACAUCAAAACUUAUUGUUACCACAAACAAGCAAAAUUAAAAUUUAGUCACAUUCAUUAUUGUCUUUAUUUUAAAAUCUUAAAUUAUAUUUUUAACACUGAUUUUUGGGGGAUAUUAUUUAUAUUGCAAUCGUUCAAUAUUUACCACCAGUCCAGACCUUGGCAUAUUAAUAUUCAUUGUAGAAUAGACGAGAAAGAAAAUGGACAUUUGAAAUGGAAUUAUUUUUAUGUAAACAAUAGAAUAUGUUUUAUUCUCAUUCAUUAAGAUAAUAAUUAAGGAUAAGUCUUGUUAGUUGACGACCAUUUCAAAUUUAGUUUAUCACCUUUUUCUCCCACAGAUGUUCAUUUCCUUCUUAGACGAUAUUUCUAUUUUGCUUCUUCUGCUCAUUGGUCUACUUACUGCCUUUUAUUUGUAUGCCACAAGUUAUGUUGGUGUAUUUAAAUCAGUUGGCAUCCCGGGCCCUGCUCCAUGGCCAAUAAUAAACCACAUACCAGAAUUAAAGAAACAUGGCCUAUCAAAGAUGCUCGAUGAGUGGAGAGGAAAGUACGGAAAAACAUAUGGAAUAUAUGGGAUGUUCCCAAGAUAUCCCACUCUGGUCACAUUUGAUUCAAGGCUGUUGGAACACAUUAUGAUUAAAGAUUUUGACAACUUUGUUGACAGGGUUGGUAGAAACACCUCAAAAAGUGCUGUUCUUGAGGUAAGUUCCUCAGUUUCAUUAAGCACUUCUGUGUCAAUUUCAGGAGUUAAAUUCGCAAUUCCAGGUCUAUUUAAAGCAUCAUUGAAUAAAAGUUCUAUUUGUCUAAAUAUGAAUGCUUUAUUUGAUAACAAUUGAAAGAUUGCAAUGAUUUGUUCUUUUUUUGUAGUUUUUUUAAAUUUUGACUAAACUUUAGUGUAUAUAAGCAAACUUAACUAUAAAAAGAAUAUUAUAUUACUUUUUAAAAUUUUAAAAAUUAAUUUGUUUUGAUAGACUUAUUUAUUCUGCCAAAGAAAGUUCUGAUCCCUGACUUUAAUUGAAGUUUAACCAAAAUGGGUUUACUUUGCGUAGCAACUUGACAGCAAAAAUAUUUUGUUUAAAAUUACGAUGUAUAAUUUAUUUUUAUUUUGUUGUUUUAAAAAGUUAGUCAAAAUAUAGUUUCUGCUCUCUUCAAGGUUUAAAAAAAAUAUUUUUCAAAACUAUAUUUUUGUAAAUAAAGAAAAUAUAGCUUCUGCUCUAUUAUUUUCAAAGUGUGGUUUGCAAAAUAUUUUUCAACAGCACUUAUUACUUAGUUUAUUUUCUGAACUGCUCAUCUGGCUUAAGAGUUAAAAAAAAUUCAAUUUGUUUAAAAAAAUUAAUUAAUGAAAAGAAAAGACAAAUGGAAAGUUAUUUUUGGUUGUUUGUAUCAAAUACUUUUCAACAGCACUUAUUACUUAGUUUAUUUUCUGAACUGCUCAUCUGGCUUAAGAGUUUAAAAAAAUUCAAUUUGUUUAAAAAAAUUAAUUAAUGAAAAGAAAAGACAAAUGGAAAGUUCUUUUUGGUUGUUUGUAUCAGACCAUAGUAAAAUAAUAAAUCAUUUCAAAUGAAAUUUUAUAUUUACUUAACAUUGAUUUUUUUUAUUAUACCCAUAAUGAUUCUGCAAUGAUGUUUCUUUUUUUUUCCCAGGGUCUUUUUUUCUUGAACGGGGAUCACUGGAGAAGGUCGAGGCAUGUGUUGUCACCAAUGUUUACAGCUGGGAAACUAAAGCAAAUGCUGCACCAUGUGAACACAAGUGCAGGUCAACUGGUCAGCCUAAUGUUAAAACACAAGGAAGAAGGAAAACUGAUUCCAUUAAAAGCUAUUGCAUGUAAAUACUUAUGCAGCUGGGUUUUUUUUUAUGUUUGCAUAACUAUCUUGACAGAACACUGAUCGGUAACUUAAAUUAGCAACAUAUUGUUUUUCUGUUUUAAAAAAAAAACUGAAUUCCAGCAAGUAAUCUGUAUCAAUACUAAUACAAUUUUUUUUUUUUUGUAAAUUAAAUUUUCUCCAGCUCACCAUUAAUUAUAAUUUUCCUAGCUCUGCGUAUACAACAUUAAUCUUUAGGGUUUCCAAUAUAAAAUAAUUGUGAAUUAUGCAAGGUAGGAGCUUGUUAAUAUUAUUAGUACAAAUUCUCUGCCAAUUUUCCUGCAAUGUUCAAAUGUUUGAUUUUUUAAAAAUCAAUAUACAUUUUAGGUCUUUUUUUUCCCCUUUCCGUGUGGUAUAAUCAUAAGAUAUUUGUUUAAGUAAUCUUGAAGUAAUGUGACUAUAAGAUUGCAAACAUUUCACUUUAAAAAGGUAUCUCUCCUAAAACUAUGCUGUUUAGUUGAGUAAGAAACAAGUUAAGUCGUCUUUUGACCAUGUAUUACAUCUUGAUCAUUACCAGUAAUUUAUAGGACUCCUAGAGUAUUACUCACCUUCUGUUUGUUACUUUUUAAAUUUGUAAAAGUCAAUUAGAACAUUAUUUGUUAAAAAUGAUAACAAUUCUAGCUCAAAGAGAGAUUGCCUGUCAUUGCUCUAUUUUUCUGGUCAUGCCUGAAGUCCCUGGUACGAUUUAAAAAUACCCUGAAAAAUAAAAUCUCCAUCCGCUUUAUUUAAAGUCAGUGAUGUUUAUCAUGUUUGUUUUUCAUCCUUCACAAAGAAUGCGGGGACUACCAUUUUCAGGAUGGGAAAUAAAACACUUUUUUUUACUGUUUCCUUUGCAGCCAGGUACACAUCUGAUGUUAUUGCAAGGGUCGGCUUCGGCAUUGACUCCCUGGCCUUGACAGAGGAGAAAAGUGAAUUUGCUUAUAAUAUCGGCAAUUUCAUACGUAUCCCAGCAACUCGUCUGCAAGACAUUCUCAGGUAACUAAUCAUGUUAAGGCUAGGGUGGCAUUUGUUAAGAAGUAAAUUAAAGGGAGAUUGGUGAGAUAAAAAAAAUUUGCUUGUAUUUUUAGUGUUUGGCAACUAAGGGCGACCUGUAAAUUUUUCAUCAUGGUCAAAGUGCACAUGCCCAAAUGGCAUAAGGGUCAGGAUGAUGAUGACGAUGAUUUCAAUGAUGAAGUUAUUUACGCCAUUUCAUCUAACAAUGAAAAUUUUCCAAUCAUUAUUUCAUAAAUUUCUGGAAUGAUUUACUUCCUUUUACAAAAAAUAUCUUCUGUCUAUCUGGUAGUGAUGGAAUUGAUUGUUGGGAUAAUUUUAACAGUCUGAUGAAUGAUUUUGAGAAUUUUUUUUUUAUUUUGAAUGCAGGACCAUUGGAGAGUUUUUCCCCCCAAUAAUGAACUUUGGUCUGAAAUACUUCAAUGAGCAGGUGGAUGCAAUCUUACCGGAGACAAACAACUACUUUGUCAGCUUAAUUAACGAUGCCAUUGAGAGAAAAAUCAAAGAAAAGAAUAUGCCAGGUAAGAUGUGAGUUUUUUUUCAUAAUUUUUAUUCACUGUUUGAUCAGAUUCGUCCGUUUGUUUUUCAGCUUUAGUGAGAAACAUCACAAAGUAAAGGUCAGGGGGCCCUCAAGUGCACUGUUUUGUUUUUUUGCCAUACGCUGAAGACCAUUUGACAAAUUUUAAAAUGUUAAAAUAUUGAUUAAGAGUUUCUGGAAUCUCUAACUCUCAAUGGAAAUGUUGCAAUUUAGUUGCUUUUAAAAGAUAUGUUCCCAGUUAAAGUGGAUAUAUUGUUAAAUAUAUUUAUUUGCUAAUGUUCUCAAGCUCUUUGCCCCCUCUCCCCCCCCUGAAUUAAAAAAAACCUCAAUUGUUGAAUAAACACUCUAUUUAUAUUAUGUAUUUUCAUGAGCAAUGAAAUAAGAUAAGAUCAGAUCAGAUAUUCUUUGAUGGAUCCAAAUAAUUGGAAAUGGUUUUUUUAAAUACAUUUUGCAAAUUUUUUUUGAGCACAUAAAUACAUUCAUACUGUAACCUAGACAACAUUUUAAAAUUAUAGCAAUUUAAACACAGUACAUCUGAAGUAUUUCUCUAGUAUAGAAAUCAGCCAUCAUGGAACCCCCAUUGCUGACAAUAUUGACAUCAGUGACCUUUCAGAUUUGGGAACCACUGUGGGAGCACACGUCACUUGUAAACUCGUACAGGCUGGGGAACAAAAGAAUUUGUAAUGUCUUUCUGUGCUAGCUUUAAGAGAAAUAAUUCACCCUGAGUUUUUUUAGUUCAAAUAUUUCUUCGCAUGAAGAGGCAUGUUCUACAAUUAAAACCAGCGCAUAAUAUUAUCAUCUCCUAGACAAAGCAAAGAAAGCCCACUUGGACAUGCUGGACAUGUUGCUUGAAGCCGAGGUGGAUGACAAGACUGGCAGUCAGCUCACCGCUGCGGACAGGAAGAUCACACGUAAAUAUGUCAUUGGAAAUUCAGCCAUUUUGAUCCUGGCCGCCUUUGAGACGACGUCUACCGCCCUGAGUUCUAUCCUUUACCUCUUGGCCAGACAUCCAGAUGUCCAGGAUAAGGUCAUCGAAGAGAUUGAUGGGGUUCUGCAGGGUAAGGUCCAACCCAGCUACGAGGAUUUGGGAAAAUUAGAAUACACCACACAGGUGAGACAUCCGUUCAGUAUUAAUAAAGAAUAGUGUAGCUUGAUUAUGGUUGCGCCCUGUGUAACAGGGGUCCUCAAACUACGGCCUUCUGGCCAAAUCCGGCCCGCCAGGGGUCUUUAAUCUGGCAGCCAUAAGAGUACCUAGCUAGCAGCAAUAAAAAUGAAACCAGACAUUGAUCAUCUCAUUACCUAUUAUUCCUUUCAUGGUUUGGGGAGAAAAAAACAUUCUGAAUACCUUGGAACCAACUUUUUUGCAUUUUGUAAUAAUAAUUUUUAAAAUCCAGAAUUAAAUUAAAAAUUUUGUUUAAUGGCAUAAACAGUAUGAACUAAGGAUUAUCGUGUUUUAAAAUUUUUAAAAUUCGCAAUGGACAAGAGGUAACGCUGUCUAAUACAGAUGAAGUCCUCAGUUUUAAGAUUACUCUCCAGACCAAACGUCUUUGUUGCUGUUGCUCAUGAUGAGUCACUAAAUAAGCAUUUACACCCUUCCUUUGUACAGCAAGACAUAAAAAAAUAGCAUUUUUAUAUUCAAGUAACUUUUAAUUUAUUGUGGAGGUCUGUUUGAUAAGCAUGCACACACAUACACACAUCCUUUUAGUAGAUAUUUUCAUUAACUUAUUUUAUCUAUAGGUCAUCUAUGAAUCUCUCCGUAUGUUCCCUCCCUCACCUGAUGUGACCAGACGGGCUCAGGAGACCCGUACCUACAACGGGGUCACAAUACCUAAAGGUGUGGCCAUUUUCAUCCCCAUCUACAAAAUUGUGAAAGACCCCGAGUAUUUUCCAGAGCCUUUCAAAUUUGACCCCGACAGGUUUUCCCCUCAAAGGAAAUCUGAGAUCGAUCCCAUCUCAUUUCUACCAUUUGGUUUUGGUCGAAGACAGUGUGUGGCCAAACGGUUGGCCCUGAUGGAAUUAAAGGUGAGAGUGGAAAAAUCCCUUUUCAUAAGCUGUCAUUCAAACACACUUGUAUGUGAGUGCGAUGUUGGUUUGCUACCCCUAGCCGUAUAGCAUUUAAAAUGAUGCCAAUUCGGCGACCUCGAGAUGCGCUAGAGCAGCAUUUCCCAAGCUCUUAAGUUUGGGACAGUUGGAGAUGUUUGGAUUGAUCCAUUAUAGUGUCUAUUUAUCUGACCCAAAAUAUUAAUGUUGUGUGGAACGGCAAUGGUAGACCUGUGGACCGAUGCCGGUCUGUGGAACACGAUUUGGGGAACGCUGAGGUAGAGUAUGGUGAAACUAGGGACGCGGCUUACCCUCGAGGUUCCAUAUCUUCCAAUGUCUUUUGAAGCUUUAAAAUUAUGUGCGUAACUUAUUUCAAAUGUUCCCUUAUUUAUGCUUCUCCUAUUUGAUAUUAAAAUUGGAUGAAGUAGUUAAGUUUUAACUUUAAACAGUUACUGUUUAACAUAUCAGAUUGGCAUGCCUCAAUAUUUUUGUAUAAUCACAAGUUAUCUUAUGUCAUGUCUUGUCUUCUGAUCUCAAUGAACCUCAGUUGAAAUUGUGGAUGUCCCUAGAUGACCCCUAUGUCAUAUUAUGUCACCUAUGUCUCAAUUCUUCUAUACCCUCAGAUUGUCUCUUGUGAUGCCGUCUGACCUCAUGCCUCAACUGUUCUAUAUCCCCAGGUCGUCUUGUGUCAACUGCUGUCCAAGAUGAGGUUUGUUCAGACGGAUAAGACAGAGCCACAGCUGGGCAACGAUGCUGAGUACAUUCAUGUGGAUGGAUUCUUCAUUGCCAAGAAACCAAUCGAGUUGGACAUCGUCCUGAGAUAAUUGGGGGGAAAAGCAACAUGUACGCUGUUUAAACUUUUGUUCUUCUAUCCCUUUCCAUAUCAAUUUCCUAUUGCUGUAUCACCAGUUUGUUCUCCUGUCACAUGUAUGUUCCCAUAUUGACUGUACGUUCACAUAAACACCUUUAUGUCCCCAUAUCACCUAUAUUGUUACCACAUCCUCCUUCAUGCUUAGUGGGCCAAGCUUUGAAAAACGAAUCAGAUUAUUUAUUGCUGGAAUGUGUUCAGGUCAUCCAGUUAACAAAGUUCAAGGGUCAUACAAUACAUUACUGCCUUCAUAAAUUUUAAUCUAUUUUUCACCUGUUGAUUAUGCCUAAGUUUCUGAUGAGAUACAUAUAAUAGGUACAUUGUGGUUUAACAGGUGUGCUGAAAGAUUUUGACCUUAAGGAUAAAACACCAAUGUUAAAAGUGUUGCGGGGUGAUGUUACCUGCAAUGAAUGUGUGGAUAUAAGUAAAAUAGCACCUUUAAUAUUUUGUAAAUGAUCUAAUGUAAAAGAAAUAAUUUUGCUUGCACUGACACAUCUGAAAUGCUUUCAUAUUGCUUUUUUUUACUACAUGUAACAGAAUUUUAGGCAUUAGUUUUAGUGUGUUGAAAAAAAUACAGCUGUAACAUUGCUAUUGAAAUAGUAUUAUUUGGAACUUUGAAUGUUAUUGUAUUAUUGUAACAUUUGGAUGAUAAUAAUUUAAUUUUUUUUAAAAUCAAAAAUACCUCACUAUUAUUAAUGUAAUAAGAAUGUAAUGAUAAUGCAGCUUUUAUUGCUGAUGUGAUUAAACAGUCAGUUGCGGGCAGCCGAGGAAACCUUUUGUCCUCAUUUUCAUGAUGUAAUUUACUUUUCGUUUUCUAAUUUUAAUUUUUUUUAAAUUUUGUGUAACGUUUGUACAAUUUCUAAAACCCAUCUAUUACCAUGUGUCAUGUAUGCCAGCUUUAAAAAUAUUUUUUGUAAAACAACAUUCCAAAUGUUUUUGGUUCUUUUUUUAAUAAUUUUUUUUUUUAUUAAUUAUAAAUCAUUAUUAUUUUUUUUAUUAAUUAAUAAUUGAUUUUUUACAAAUAACGUGUACAACAAUGGUGCUAAUACUUGAGAGAAGGAAUGUACACAUUUUUUUUUUACCAACCAGUGGAUGGAUCUCCUAUUUCAUAAAGUUUGUAAGAUUAAACAGAGACUUUUUAAAUUAUCAUUUUGCCAUAUACACAGUAAAUUUAAUGUAGAUUGAAAUUCUCUGAAGGUUGGGGUACCAUGCAUGUGUUGAUGUUGUCUCGUAUCUGCUGACUUGAUUCAAUGAUGACAUGAAAUAGUGCUAUUUUUAUAACCUUAUUGAAAAGAAUAAAAAAUAUUGUGAUACCCUA